Messenger RNA from Rattus norvegicus (Norway rat), 3169 nucleotides. It is a transcript of the gene Rpusd2, whose product is annotated as RNA pseudouridine synthase domain containing 2. The transcript has 3 exons. Gene Ontology annotation, biological process: RNA modification; mRNA pseudouridine synthesis; pseudouridine synthesis. The record is from RefSeq and is marked inferred. Bases 37 to 1698 code for a protein of 553 amino acids. NCBI's taxonomy places the organism in Eukaryota, Metazoa, Chordata, Mammalia, Rodentia, Muridae. Gene Ontology annotation, molecular function: tRNA pseudouridine(32) synthase activity; pseudouridine synthase activity; RNA binding.
UCAUAUCGCGACCCCGAAGCGGCUUGCCAUGCUGUUAUGUGGCGAAGUGUCCCGGGCUGCCUACGGUAUAUUGUGCAGUGGCAGGUGGCGCUCUGGUCCCACAGCUUUGUCCGGACUUGGGGUAGCUGUGGGAAGGCGAUGACUGAGGCACUCUCUGCGCAAGCCGAGGCAGCGGACGGACUGAAGGCUUUGAUUGAGCAAAAUGGAGAUACUGGUAGCGACACCAGGGGAGAGCCGCACCUAGAGCUCCUAGAGCCAGCGACGGUAGGGAAGCAGGUCCCGGAGAGCGGGGAGCAGGCCCAGGGAGGCGAAGAGCAGCUCCCGGGGAACGGAGAGCAGGCCCCAACUCCAGUCGCCGACUCAGGCAAGAGGAAAAAGCGGCGGGGCGCCACUGGGGAACGGGUCGUGCCGCCCCCGAAGAAACGGCGGACUGGGGUGAGCUUUAGCGACGAGCACUUUGCAGAGACCACCUACUACUUCGAGGGCGGCUUGCGCAAGGUGCGGCCCUAUUACUUUGACUUCCAGACCUACUGUAAAGGUCGCUGGGUGGGUCGCAGCUUGUUGCACGUCUUCAGCACCGAGUUCCGAUCCCAGCCACUGGCUUACUACGAGGCCGCUGUCCGGGCAGGACGCCUGCAUCUCAACGAGGAACCAGUCCAGGACCUCAACAUCGUCCUCAAGGACAAUGAUUUCUUGCGGAACACAGUGCACAGACAUGAGCCACCAGUCACAGCAGAGCCUAUUCGCCUGCUAGCUGAGAACGAUGAUGUGGUUGUUAUAGACAAGCCGUCCUCCAUUCCUGUCCACCCCUGUGGCCGCUUCCGACACAACACGGUCAUCUUCAUCCUAGGCAAGGAGCACCAACUAAAGGAACUACACCCGUUGCAUCGGCUCGAUCGCCUCACCUCAGGAGUGCUCAUGUUUGCCAAGACAGCUGCGGUGUCUGAGAAGAUCCAUGAACAAGUUCGGGAUCGGCAGCUGGAGAAGGAAUAUGUAUGCCGGGUUGCAGGGGAGUUCCCUGACAAGGAGGUAAUUUGUAAGGAACCCAUCUUAGUGGUAUCUUACAAGGUAGGAGUGUGCCGUGUGGAUCCCCAGGGCAAACCCUGUGAGACUGUGUUCCAGAGGCUGAGCUACAAUGGCCGCUCCAGUGUGGUACAGUGCCGACCACUUACAGGUCGCACUCACCAGAUCCGAGUCCACCUCCAGUUCCUGGGCCACCCCAUUCUCAAUGACCCCAUCUACAAUUCAACUGCCUGGGGUCCUUCUCGAGGCCAGGGUGGCCACAUUCCAAAGACGGACGAGGAACUGCUCCGAGACCUGGUUGCAGAACAUCAGGCCAAAGAAAGCCUGAGUAUGCUAGAUCUCUGUGAGGGUGACCUGGCUCCAGGGCUCAUAGACUCUACAGCUCCCUCUUCAGAGUUGGGCAAAGACAGCCUGGAAGGGUUGGCUACGGCAGCCCAGAAGAUAGAUGGGAUGGUGGACGAAGCCUCUCAGCAUCCGGACACACCAGGGAAGGCAGCUAAGGCAGACGUGAGUCAACAAACAGAUCCGCUCUGUGCCGAGUGCCGGGUGUUAAGACAGGAUCCCUUGCCCCAGGACCUUGUAAUGUUCCUGCAUGCCCUCCGCUAUAAAGGGCCAGACUUUGAGUACGUCUCACCCAUCCCAGCCUGGGCACAGGCUGACUGGCAAGAAGACUGAGGGAUGUGGCCAUUGGAAGAAUGGCUUUUGGGUUGGAACAAGGAUGGGCCUUGAGGCAGGGACUGCUCCCAUUGGUUGGAACUCAGGGUUUGGGAAAGAGCGAGGUUCUUCCACAGUAAGGAACCUGCUUGUACUUGCUACCUCCUUCCUUCUGGCUUGUUUGGGGCUUUCAGAUCUGUACAUAUACCAUUUUUUAUCUAACACCUUUCAUGUCCAUUUUUACUGGUUUCUUACAAUCCCUCCACUCUCCCCCAGUGCUUAGGAUAGGGUGUAGGUCCAUUGUCAAGGAAGGCAAGUGCUCUACAGCCCCUAAGUAUUUUUGAGUUUCUGGAGCUCAGGCCGACCUUGAACCCUGACUCCUACUCUGCCUCCAGAGUGGGAAUACAGGUGUGAAGCCCCAUGCCUUGCCUUUUUUUUUUUUAAAUUGAGAUAAAAUUCACAUAGCAUAAAAUUAACUGCUUUAAGAUAAACACUGGAUUGGCAUUUACUGUGUUCACAAACUUGAGCAACCUUAUCUCAAGAUUUCAAAACUCAUCUCUCAUCCCUAAAGGGAAUCUGUACCUGUUAGGUACAUUCUUCCCUUUAUCUCUCUCAGCUCCUGGUGAACAGUUUAUUCUUUAUUCCACAGAAAUGGACUCAGACAAUCUGUGUCUUUUUCUUUUUUCUUUUUUUUUUUGUUUGUUUUUUGUUUGUUGUUGUUGUUGUAUGUUUGUUUUCUGAGACAGGGUUUCUCAGUGUAACACUGGCUGGUCUUGAAUGCACAGAGAUCCACCUGCCUCUGCCUCCUAAGUGCUGGGAUUCAAGGGGCAAUGCCACCACCUCCCGGCUACCCAACACAUCCUUUUCUGUUUGUUCUACUGAUUGUGUCUCUCCUGGUGUGUGUGGAGUAAUCUCUCAUAGUGGAGUUUACUCUUUCUGUUGUGUUGUUUAUUAUAUAUUCUGGACAUGAGGCCUCCCUCAACAACAAAAGAAUUAGCAGCCCAAUUUUAAAAUGUCCAAAAGGAUUCUGGUUAACACACACACACACACACACACACACACACACACACACACACACACACACACGUCGAAGCUGGAGGGCAAUUCUACAGUCUGGUUAAGAGCACUCUUUGCUCUUUGAGUGGCUCACAACUACCUGAUAUCCCAGCAUCAGGGGAUCCUUCCCCUCUUCUGGCCUCUGCCAGGGCUAUAUAGUAAGGUAUGUUUCAAAAUAGCAACAAAGACAGAAGCAGUGCAACUUAACAAAACUGACAUGUUUUAGAAUGGCAUAUUCCCUGGAGUCAGGACUGUUAACCACUAUGGCACUUACUCAGUUCAAAGCCCUGCCUUCCACAGGUAAGCAUUGUGUAUAUCAUGGCUGUCUUUUCACUCCAAAUUAACUCUUCUCUCAUGUGACGAGUAUUGUUAUUUUCAAAACCACAAUUUAUCAGCCAUUAGCCACAUCAAAAUAAUUGGAUAAUGUCUUUCUAUU